CGAUGGACUCAACACCGUACAACAGCCAUCAGUGAUGUCGCGUCGAGAAAUAUAAAUAUAGGUGUAGAAGCAGAGAAACGGGAGAAGAGAAAGAAAACGAAAAGAAUGCAAAAUAGUAAAGAAAGACUGAUAUUUUGGCCACGUUGGUAGUUGGGACCAAUAUGUCGCUUAUUGAAAGAGAUAUACCUACUGAAAGCAACAUUUUCGUCUCCUCUCUACAACAAACAAUCUCACGUCCAAGCAGUUAAAAAGAAAGAAAAAAUCGUGUCAGUUUAUAACGUUUCUUUUUGUUUGUUUUUAGAAGCUGUCUUUGCUUACAACAAGCGUGAUAAGUCAGUUUAUUAUUGCUCUGUUCAAUGUGGGUCAACUAUUUAACAUUUUGUGCAAUAUAUUUGAAAUUUGUUGACGAAAUAUUAAAAUUUUGGUUUGUAAAUUAAUUCCAAUAUGGUGAUAUCCUUGGACGGAUCUGUAUUUUUGAUACUUUCUUUGCUAUGUUUGCUUUUGAAACAAAAUCUCGUGGUUUGUGGGAUGAGCCCAACAACAGAUUUAAGCCCAAACUUAAUAUCAUUUCUUGAAAACACCGGCUAUACUUCACCAUUGAUAAACAGAACUGAUGAAAAUCUUCGGUCACAGAUACUGCGAUCUAAGCGCGACGCCGAUUUUGCGUAUUUUGAUGACGAUGAUGUGCUUGAGCUUCUCCAGCAAGAAGACUAUGUUUCGGCUGUCCUGAAUUACAUCGAAUUAACGCACAAUCGCAGCGAUUCGCAACACUGUGCACGGACUUCUUUGAAAGCUCAUUUUAGGUAUGACCUAUCUAAUCAGUCUUUUGAUCGUUUUGAAAGACAAGCAGCCGCUGCCAUAAAAACAGCAAAUAUUCUGACGAACCUUUUUUUAAAGGAUUCAGGCGAUAAAGAAAUGCUUUAUAAUGAAGAGUUUUGUUACUCUUUGGUGAAGGUAAAUGUUGAGAGUGAUCCUUUCAUAUAUGCUAGUGGUAUUGGCUUUCAAAGAGGCGUUUUCCGUCCUCGUGGGAAAAUACCACCGCUACUGUUCGCUCCUUAUGCGUUCAGACAAGAUGGAUAUAUUGAAACCAAGGACUUAGCGACAGCUUAUAACGUUUCCUACGAUGAAGAAGACUCUGUUGGAAGUGAAUGGUUCUGGCAACCUUUUUUAAGAAACUUCACUGACCUGAUCCAAAGGAAAAGCAACACAAACCUUAGUGUCGCUUCUGUGCCUCUUCUGAGCGGCGGCAGCGACAUUAUAGUUGGCUUAUCUGACGGUAGGUGGACUUCACCUUAUUUGGAAUGUGGUGGUGGAAACAAGUGGCUAAUUUCGUACUCAGCGCCAUUUUUUGGACGACAGGAAAACAACAUAAAUUUUAGGUAG
This is a messenger RNA of Limulus polyphemus (Atlantic horseshoe crab), 1383 nucleotides long. RefSeq lists its product as uncharacterized. The record is from RefSeq and is a predicted model, not a curated record. NCBI's taxonomy places the organism in Eukaryota, Metazoa, Arthropoda, Merostomata, Xiphosura, Limulidae. Bases 445 to 1383 code for a protein of 312 amino acids. The transcript has a single exon.